AUGUCCAAGGGCCACGGCCACGCCCACGCCCACGAUGCUCCGGCACACGACAAGGCGCCGUAUGAGCAGACUCCUGCUGUCAAAGACGCUCUCGCCGCUCUGCGCAAGAUCCGUCCCGUCACUAGUCGCCUUGCACGUCUCAGCAAGCCUUCAGGUGUCGUAGGCAACACAAUUCACUACGCCAAAGAGUUGUUUGUUCUUCUCUUCAUGAACCAGCCCGACCAGAAGCAUCUCCUGACUACCGAUACCACUGCCCAACCUCUCACUCCCGCCCUGUCUCGCGCCGUCACCCUACUCCAAGAUGCCGCCGAACAACAAGACGCCGAUGCCAUCUGGCUGCUGGCCGAAAUGAACUUCCACGGCAACUUUACCCACCCGAGGAAUUACUCGCGCGCUUUCGAAUACUACCAGACUCUGGCCUACUUGAACGGCAACAGUUCUGCUCAAUACAUGCUGGGUUUCAUGUAUGCUACUGGAAUAGGAAACGCCGUUCCGCAAGAUCAAGCAAGAGCCCUGCUAUACCAUACAUUCGCUGCUGAGCAAGGCGACAUUCGUUCUCAGAUGACCCUAGCAUACCGUCAUCAUUCUGGGGUUGCUACGCCUAGAAACUGCGAAGAGUCCGUUCAUUGGUACAGAUUAGUCGCGAAGCAGGCUGUCGAGUUUUACAAGUCUGGUCCUCCUGGUGGCCACUCUCUGGUCAAGAACGCCUUCCGCCUAGUUGAUGAAGAGGGUGGCAUUUACGGCGAGGGUGCGAGUGUCAGCAGCUCCGGUCCCAACGCAAAGGUUGGAGGCCCUACAUCGGACGCCUACGCAGAUUUGGAUGAUGUCCUUGAAUUUCUGGACUUCCAGUCAAGGAAGGGCGAUCUGAAGGCCACUUUCCACCUUGGCAGACUCUACUACGAUGGCUCAAGAGGACUGGCUCGUGAUUUUCCUUCCGCCAAAGAUCACUUCAUGCAGGUCGCUAGACUGUACUGGACUCCUUCUGGCAAGGUCAAGACCGACGUUUCGUCCGCUGUCGAGAAACUCGCACCCAAAGCUGCUGGCUAUCUGGGUAGAAUGUUCUUGCGUGGCGAAGGCACCGAGAAGAGCUACACCAAGGCCAAGAUCUGGUUCUCUCGUGGAAUUGAGCACGGCGAUGCCCUAUCACAGUACUCUAUGGGAGUCAUGUACAUGGAAGGCCUAGGUGUUCCCAAAAACCCAGUCAAGGCUGCUGACUACUUUUCGCCCGCUGCCGAUCAGGAUCUUGCCGUGGCUCAGACGAACUUGGGAAUCUUGUUCAUGGAUCAAGGUGAUAUCCAUACUGCAAGAAGUUACUUUGAGCUAGCUGCCCGCAAUAGCCAUAUAGAAGCUUUCUAUUACCUGGCAGAGCUAAGUAACCAAGGUGUCGGUCGCGAUCGCUCGUGUGGUAUGGCCUCCGUCUAUUACAAGAUCGCAGCCGAGAAGGCCGAAGUCAUCCACUCUUCCUUCAUUGAAGCCAACGAAGCUUACGAGCGUGGCGAUCUUGAGACUGCAAUCAUCGCAUACAUGAUGGCUGCUGAGCAAGGCUACGAGAUGGCACAGGCAAACGUGGGAUAUCUUCUUGACCACACACGUCCGCGCUUCUCGCUUCCAUCCAUCUUCCCCUUCCUACGCCGUCGUGUUGAUGCAGCUAGUGAUGCGGCUCUCGCGCUCAUCUACUGGACUCGCUCAGCUAAGCAGUCUAAUACUGACUCGCUCGUCAAGAUGGGUGACUAUUAUCUUGACGGUGUCGGCACCGCAUCUUCUCCUGACAACGCAGCCAUCUGCUAUCAAGCCGCUGCGGAAGGAAUGGCGAGCGCGCAAGCAAUGUGGAACCUUGGCUGGAUGCACGAGAACGGUAUCGGUAUCGAGCAAGACUUCCACCUAGCCAAGCGUUUCUACGAUCAAGCACUCGGAACAAACGCAGAGGCAUACUUGCCUGCUAAACUGAGUCUUGCAAAGUUGAGGUUGCGUAGUUGGUGGAAUGGCGUCAGUGGUGGUAGCGUCAACUCCAUCAGAGAUGAGCCUUCUCAAAAGCCAAGUCGCACACUAAGCCAAUGGCUUAAUGACUUCCUCGAAGCCGAUGCAGCUUACUAUGCGGACCACUUCGAAGCCGAUGACUGGGACGACGCACACACGCACAUGCCCGGCGGCGACGACUUCUAUGACGACGGCGACAUCGAUGAUGGUAUGCUCGAAAUGCUAGUCAUCGUGGGCUUAGCCGCUGCACUUGCUUUCUUGGUAUAUUAUCGUCAGCAGAGACAGCAGGAAGCAAGACGUAGAGAGGAGCAGCAGCAGGGAGUGGUGCCACAGCAACAGCAGGAUCAAGGGUUCUUCCCUCCACCAGGUAAUCCUGAGUUUGCGAAUUGGGUUGCUGGGGGUGUGGGACAUUGA
This is a messenger RNA of Aureobasidium pullulans EXF-150, 2391 nucleotides long. Its product is annotated as HCP-like protein. Bases 1 to 2391 code for a protein of 796 amino acids. Gene Ontology annotation, biological process: ERAD pathway. The transcript has 2 exons. Gene Ontology annotation, cellular component: endoplasmic reticulum membrane. Lineage: Eukaryota; Fungi; Ascomycota; Dothideomycetes; Dothideales; Saccotheciaceae. The record is from RefSeq and is a predicted model, not a curated record. Gene Ontology annotation, molecular function: protein binding.